AUGUGCCACCCCUGGUCCGUUCUGAGUGGUCGUCUGAAUGUGACGCCAGAGCACCGUGGUGAGAGAACCUGCAUAUGGGGCGCAUGCGUGGUUUACAACCUUGUGAGCUGCUCGUCAGUCGCUGCGGGGGAUAUGACUUGGGCCAAGCUGACAGACAGCAAGCGCGGACCAGUGACAUCCUUGGCAAUUGAAUCUGCCAACUUGCCGUUCAAUAGCCUGUCCUGGGGGUACGAGUUGAAGGGCCUCGAGCACGAGGGCAGACCCUACACAUGCUCUGUUCUUGGGUGCGGCGUUGCAGGGCAACCUGGGGUUAUCCAUCGUGCCCAUAUCACUCGCAAAGGCCUCACCCACUUGCCCGGUCGGAUUUGGAGGCUCUCAUUCCGGAUUAGUGUGCAGCCGAAAGUGCUUCGUUUGGGUUGUCUCGAGGCGGCCAGUCCAAGAACAGCCAAGCGGCAUUAGACCCAUUCACACACCAUUCCAUGUAUGCCGCCGCUCAGCACCAGGAUCCCCUCCCCAAUGGGCCGUUGUAGCGUUGCAUCGGGAUUCAUCCCAGAUUCGGUUUG
This is a messenger RNA of Colletotrichum navitas, 563 nucleotides long. RefSeq lists its product as uncharacterized. The record is from RefSeq and is a predicted model, not a curated record. NCBI's taxonomy places the organism in Eukaryota, Fungi, Ascomycota, Sordariomycetes, Glomerellales, Glomerellaceae. Bases 1 to 459 code for a protein of 152 amino acids. The transcript has 2 exons.